UCGGGCCGGGAGCGCUGGGAACGGGGAUGCUGCUGGCCCGGGAUGGGGCUGGAACCAUGCCAUGGGUCAGCCGAGGGUCAUUGUCCAGCCGGGAUCUGCUCCAGGCCCGGGAAUGCUGUCCCUGGCAGCAACUGAAUCCCGGCCGGAGCAAUGCCAGGGGUCACCCAGGGGUCACCCAGGGGUCACCCAAGGGUCAUUGUCCAGCCAGGACCUGCUCCAGGCCUGGGAAUGCUGCUGGAUCCUGACCCUGUCCUGGCUGGAGCAAUGCCAUGGGGCACCCAGGGGUCAUCCAGGGGUCACCCAGGGGUCACCCAGGGGUCACCCAGGGGUCACUAUCCAUCCCCUGCAGGCUCCUGUCCCUGUCCUGGCCAGACCAAUGCCAGAGGUCACCCAGGGGUCACCCUGGGGUCACUCAGGGCUCACCCAGGGCUCACCCAGGGCUCACCCAGGGCUCACUGUCCAGCCCCUGCAGUCUCCUGUCCCUGCAGCUGCUCUGUCCCCCCCUCACUGCCCCCUGGGGCUGCGCCCCAGCCAGGAGGAGCCCCCAGGGACCCUCACCCCGGCUGUUCCCCGGCCCUGGGGGCUCUGUCCCCUCCAUCCUGCACCCCCCGGCAGGGCAUGGAGUACCUGGGGGCUCUGUCACCCCCCAACCCUGGCAGGGCAUGGAGUACCUGGGGGCUCUGUCACCCCCCAACCCCGGCAGGGCAUGGAGUACCUGGGGGCUCUGUCACCCCCCAACCCCAGCAGGGCAUGGAGUACCUGGGGGCUCUGUCACCCCCGGCAGGGCAUGGAGUACCUGGGGGCUCGGCGCUGCGUGCACCGGGACCUGGCCAGCAGGAACAUCCUGGUGGAGAGCGACAGCCACGUGAAGAUCGGAGAUUUCGGGCUGGCCAAGCUGCUCCCGCAGGACAAGGAUUAUUACGUGGUGCGGGAACCCGGCCAGAGCCCCGUGUUCUGGUGAGGGAUGCGAUUCCAGCUCGGGA
Molecule: messenger RNA, 983 nt
Organism: Cyanistes caeruleus (blue tit)
Lineage: Eukaryota; Metazoa; Chordata; Aves; Passeriformes; Paridae
Source: RefSeq, a predicted model, not a curated record